AUGAAUGACCCCACUAUGUUGCAACAAAUGUCAAGCAACCCUAUGCUUUUAAACCGAGUUAUUGGUGCACAGAGUGGAGGUUUAAGAGCGGCACUUUUAGCGAAAAUGGCAGGCUAUGGUGGAGCUGCAGACGGAACAGCUUAUAACCCUCAAAGUCAAAUGAAUUUGAGUUCACUCAAAAAUCAAAUAACAGAUGUCAAAAAGUCAAACAUAGACAUACAGAAACAAAUAAGUGAAACGAAAAGAAACUAG
Trichomonas vaginalis G3 is the source of this 252-nucleotide messenger RNA. RefSeq names its product protein of unknown function, DUF4106 family. Lineage: Eukaryota; Parabasalia; Trichomonadida; Trichomonadidae. The transcript has a single exon. The coding region runs from base 1 to 252 and encodes 83 amino acids. The record is from RefSeq and is a predicted model, not a curated record.